Messenger RNA from Stegastes partitus (bicolor damselfish), 2963 nucleotides. RefSeq names its product programmed cell death 6-interacting protein. The transcript is spliced from 18 exons. Bases 96 to 2744 code for a protein of 882 amino acids. The record is from RefSeq and is a predicted model, not a curated record. Gene Ontology annotation, biological process: mitotic cytokinesis. Gene Ontology annotation, cellular component: endosome. Gene Ontology annotation, molecular function: protein binding. Lineage: Eukaryota; Metazoa; Chordata; Actinopteri; Pomacentridae.
AAUCCAGGAAGUGGGUCGCUCGCUGUUGUUUGUGUUCGUUGGUCGCUCUUCGUGUCUGUUUUUCUGAUUCAAUUCAGCGCUUUUUGCGGGACGAAAUGGCGACGUUUAUUUCAGUCCCGUUAAAAAAAUCCUCUGAGGUGGAUCUGGUGAAACCGCUGGCGAAAUUUGUCAUAGCUUCAUACCCAGCGGCCGAGGAGCAGGGAGAGUAUGUCCGCGCCGUGGAGGAGCUCAACAAGCUCCGCAAGAACGCGCUGGGAAGGCCGCUGGACAAACACGAGAGCUCCCUGGAGAUUAUUCUCAGAUACUAUGACCAACUGUGUGCUGUCGAACCCAAGUUUCCCUUCUCUGAAAACCAGCUCUGCUUAACCUUCACAUGGAAGGAUGCCUUUGAUAAAGGAUCGCUGUUUGGCGGCUCAGUCAAGCUCGCUUUGGCCAGUUUGGGCUACGAGAAGACGUGCGUGCUGUUCAAUGUCGCAGCUCUGGCCAGUCAGAUCGCUGCAGAGCAGAAUCUGGACAACGACGAGGGACUGAAGGCUGCUGCCAAAUACUAUCAGCUGGCCAGUGGAGCGUUCGGUCACAUCAAGGACACGGUGCUCUCUGCUCUGAACAGGGAGCCCACCAUGGACAUCUCCCCCGAGACUGUAGGCACUCUGAGCCUCAUCAUGCUGGCCCAGGCCCAGGAGGUCUUCUUCCUCAAAGCCACGUCAGAUAAGAUGAAGGAUGCUGUCAUUGCAAAGCUGGCCAAUCAAGCGGCAGAUUUCUACGGCGACGCCUUCAAGCAGUGCCAGUACAAAGACAACCUCCCCAAGUAUUUUUAUUUUCAGGAAGUGCUGCCGGUGCUGGCGGCCAAGCACUGCAUCAUGCAGGCCAACGCCGAGCUGCACCAGAGCGUCCUGGCCAAGCAGAAGAAGCGCUUUGGAGAGGAGAUCGCUCGUCUGCAGCACGCAGCAGAGCUGGUGAAGACGGUGGCGUCUCGCUACGACGAGUAUGUGAGCGUCAAGGACCUGAGUGACAAGAUUAACCGAGCUCUCGCCGCAGCCAAAAAAGACAAUGACUUUAUCUACCAUGACCGUGUGCCUGAAGUCAAGGACCUGGAGCAUAUCGGCAAGGCAGCGCUGGUCAAAGCUACCGCCAUCACACCUCCAAUCAGCCAGAAAUUCACAGACUUGUUUGAGAAGAUGGUUCCCAUGGCGGUGCAGCAGUCCAUGAGCAUUUACAACCAGAGAAAGGGGGAGACUGUGAACAGACUGGUGGGAACGAUGAGGGAGGCUACCAAUCUCUGCAACGGGGUGUUGGCAUCCCUAAACCUGCCAGCUGCUCUGGAGGACCUGUCCGGAGACUCUAUCCCACAAUCCAUUGCUGAGAAGGCCAGAUCCAUUGUGCAACAGGGAGGACUGCAGAGCAUCGAGCAGCUAAUCAGAGACCUGCCUGAACUGUUGACUCGCAACAGGGAGAUCCUGGACGAGUCUCUGAAGAUGCUGGACGAUGAAGAGACGACAGACAAUGAGCUGAGAACCAAGUUCAACCAGCGCUGGAACAGAACCCCCUCUGGAGACCUGUACAAGCCCCUUCGUGCAGAGGGUGCUAACUUCCGCAACAUCUUGGACAAGGCGGUGCAGGCCGACCAGGUGGUGAGAGACCGCUACAAUGCCCACUGUGACAUGAUCACCCUGCUGUGUAAACCCGAGAACGAGCUCAACGCUGCCAUCCCCUCCGCCAACCCGACCAAGACACUGCAGGGCAGCGAGGUAGUGAACGUGCUGCGCUCCCAGCUGGCCCAGCUGGACGAGAUAAAGAAGGAGAGGGAGACCCUGGAGGGGGAAAUCAAGGCCGUGACCUUUGACAUGUCCACCACCUUCCUGACGGCGCUCGCCCAGGACGGAGCCAUCAACGAGGAGCAGCUGUCCCUCUCUCAGCUCGACCAGUUGUACAGCGCCUACAACCAGAGGGUGCAGGCCAGCCUCCGCUCACAGGAAGAGCUGCUGGGACAAGUUCAGACGUCCCACCAGGAGUUCAGCAGUCUGAAGCAGUCCAACACGGAGGCCAACCAGAGGGAGGAGGUCCUGAAGAAGCUGGCUUCAGCCCACGACAGCUACGUUGAGAUCAGCAGCAACCUGCGCGAAGGCACCAAGUUCUACAACGACUUGACAGAAAUCCUGCUUAAGUUCCAGAACAAAUGCAGCGACAUCGUUUUCGCUCGUAAGACAGAGCGGGAUGAACUCCUCAAGGAGCUGCAGCAGAGCAUCGCUCGAGAGCCCAGCGCUCCAUCCUUCAACGUUCCUGCCUAUCAGAGCACCCCUGCUACCCCCGGUACCCCCGCUGCCCCUGCUGCCGGCCCAACCCCCGCACCCAGAACCGUCUUUGCCGGGCAGCCUCAACAACCCCAGCCGCCUAAGUCCCAGCCCCCAGCCAGACCACCUCCACCGAACUUCACCCCUCAGGCUGUCGCCACCAAUCCCACCAACACACCGCCCACUGGCGCCCCCAGCAACAACCCACCACCUGUGGCCCCUCCCUCCCAGGCCCAGGGACCACCUUACCCCGCCUACCAAGGCUACCCACAGUACUUCCAGAUGCCCAUGGGCUACAACCCCUACCCUUACGGCCAGUACAACGUGCCCUACAUGCCCUACCAGGCGACCCCAGGACAGGGCGGAUACCCAGGAGCCCCUCCAGCAGGACAGCCCUACCCCGGCUACCCCCAGCAACCGCCCCAGCAACAGCCCUACUACCCUCAGCAAUAACUCUCCUCCUGGUCUCCUCAUUCCUCCUCUCACAUGUUAACACCAAAUAAAAAUAUGUCCCCAGCAAUAACACUUCAUCUCCGUCAGCCCUUCCCCCUCUGAUAUUUUUUCUCACUAACAGCAGCUGUUUGAAGGCGGACCUCAGAGCUGCUUUGCACUUCUCCCUGAAAACCUUCAAUACUUUUGCGUACUUUAUUCCAUACUACCCAAAAAAAAAAA